This is a messenger RNA of Lathyrus sativus (Indian pea), 3561 nucleotides long. Lineage: Eukaryota; Viridiplantae; Streptophyta; Magnoliopsida; Fabales; Fabaceae. The record is from the annotation of a GenBank genome assembly.
AUGCAGAAACAUCAAUACAAUUCCAUGGAACCUCGAAAGGAGGAAUUCCAUUCUGCACCGCAACCGGUCCUGCAGGACCAUCUGGACGGCAUGCAUGCCAAUACAAGGCCUCCUCCUUCCUUUAACGCGUCGGAAAAUAAACCUGUACAUAAUUUCUCCAUACAGACUGGUGAGGAAUUUGCCCUCGAGUUCAUGAGGGACAGGGUGAAUGUGAAUCUCAAGAAGCCUUCAUUUCCGAAUGUUGUCGGCGAUCCUAAUUACUCGACAGGGUAUAUGGAAUUUAAAGGUAUUUUAGGCCAUAAAGGAUCUGAGAGUGGUUCCGAUAUUGAAAAAGGUCCGAAAGAGUUUGACAGAAGGAAUUCUGCUCUACAUCAGGAAAGAAGUAAUUAUGGCUCGGCUCGAUCAAUUCCUAGAACAUCGUCAAAUCAAGAUAACAACCGGGUCCUUCACGGUAUUUCUUCUUCUGGAUCUUCUAACAGCUUAUCAAUGAGGAUGAAGAUUCUAUGCAGCUUUGGUGGUAGAAUAUUACCGCGGCCAAGUGAUGGAAAGCUUAGAUAUGUUGGAGGUGAAACACGGAUUAUUAGCAUAAGAAAGGACAUAACUUGGCCGGAGCUUAUGCAGAAGAUAUCAUCAAUCUAUAAUGACACUCGGGUAAUAAAGUAUCAGCUCCCCGGAGAAGAUCUCGAUGCCCUAGUUUCAGUAACGUCUGAUGAGGAUCUGCGGAAUAUGAUGGAGGAAUGUCAUGAUCUACAAAGAAGGAGAGGAUCGUUAAAGCUUCGGAUGUUCCUAUUCUCUAUAUAUGAUUUGGAUGAUACUCAGUUUGGUCUAGGUAGCAUGGAUGGCGGUGAUUCUGAAGUCCAGUAUGUAGUUGCUAUUAAUGGCAUGAACGUGGAAUCAAGAAGCAACUCUAUACUUCGUUGUGCCGGAAGUUCUAAUGAUAUACAGGAAUUAGACCGACAAACUAUUGACAAGGAGACUAAAAGAGCUAUGGUUGAAUCAUAUGGUGUCGGCAGUUCUUCCUUGACUGGAAAUGUUAACCCAGUAUUGACAAUUCCGUCUUCGCAACCAAUGCUACCAACAUCCUCAAAUGCUUAUGAAGCGUAUCCGUUCUUUUACGAGGAUCCAAUCAUUCAACAAGGGGGAACUAGUCAAUAUCCAAUACAUAAUGGCCCUUUUCCUUCUAACAGUUCGGCUCGCAAUCUAGCAGACGCUCCGGUUUCCUUGCCUACUUUCGGUGUUGCGAGCCAAGGAAUUGUGAGCGAAGGACAAGCAUCCAGUGAGUUGCAAGUACAAAACUCUCUUCCUUCGCGUCCAUUUGAGGGAAGUUUGCAAGGUAAUUUAUCAGAGGCGACUGUUCCAGCUGCUGUAUCAGAAACACUUCAUCCUGCACUGCCAUUAGAAAACAAGAUUUCGGCCGCUGAAUCUGAAGUGCUGAAUCCUACACAGAUUUCAAGAUCUGGUGAAGAUGACUUCUAUCCUGCAUCCACAGAUGCAUUCAGUCGUGCUCUUGUUGAUGCUGAGUCCAAUAUAAUCGAUUUCAGUUGCCUUGAACCACCUCCACUUCCUAAUAGAGUAUAUUAUUCGGAGAGAAUUAUUCCCAGGGAACAUGCAGAUUUGUUGAACCGGUCUGCAAAGUCGGACGAUGCAUAUGGCUCACACUUACUCAUGGCAGACUUACUUUCUGAUUUGAAUCGUAUGAACUCAGUUAACGAAUCCAGUGACAUGUUUCACAAUGAGAAUCUGUCGAAUUUGAGCACGGUGUCCAACUCAUCAGCAAAGCCGUUGCGUGCUGAUGGCCAUGCCAUCAGCAGCAAACAUUUGCCUGAUGCAACAAGUCAGGUGAACCCAAAGUUAUUUAAGAUUGUGGAUUCUGAUUUGAAGCCAGUAUUGUCCGAUAGCAAAAUUUCUGAAAAUGAGACAAAUACCUCCAAAGAUAGCCAUAAAAUUCUCCCAGUGGAUGAAACCAAGAGCACAGAGAAUCUUGCUUUUCGCCGGGUUCCUUCUGUUGAACAUAAUGAGAAUCUAGCAUCUAAACUUCAAGACCAAAACUUGUCUGAGGCUCCUACAAGGGAACCUCUUGAUGCUAAAUCCAAACCUUCUCAGGGAGACAUUCUGAUUGAUAUUGAAGACAGGUUUCCUCGGGAUUUCCUUUACGAUAUGUUCUCAAAAGCAGUUCAUUCUGAGGAUUCCGCAAACAUUAGUCCAUUGCCAGCUGAUAGAGCAGGCCUGAGCUUGAAAAUGGAGAAUCACGAGCCUAAAAGUUGGUCAUAUUUUCAGAAGUUGGCGCAUGAAGGGUUUGAUAAUGUUUCUCUGAUUGAUCAGGAUAAUCUCGGGUUUUCAUCAGCUGUAAGCAAAGUAAAAGAAGGAGAUAGUAAGUUCAAUAUUUCCGCUCCUCCACCAGCAGACGUUAUUGUUUUGACAGGACCCAAGGAAUCUCAUUCCAACAUAAAUUAUGGAGAGGAAAGUCAGAAAACCUUACCUGUAACUACUAAACCCGACGCUAUUGUUUUUCAACCAGAAAACAACCCUUCUGAACUUAAGGGAAAUGAAAAUAAGAACAUCAACGCCGCCCCAGUGGAAAACAUUAGGCCACAGGAGUCUGAAUAUCAGGAUGGAAAUAAUGAGACAAGGGAUGUGGUUGUAGCUCCUCAAGAGAUUAGUUUUGAUGAGUUUGACAUUAGUACUUUGCAGAUCAUAAUGAAUGCGGAUCUUGAAGAGCUGAGAGAACUCGGUUCUGGCACCUUUGGGACUGUGUAUCACGGAAAAUGGCGGGGAUCAGAUGUUGCAAUUAAAAGAAUAAAGAAAAGUUGUUUCUCCGGUCGGUCUUCAGAACAAGAAAGACUGACGAUAGAGUUCUGGCGGGAAGCUGACAUACUUUCUAAGCUUCAUCAUCCAAAUGUGGUGGCUUUUUAUGGGGUAGUUCAAGAUGGACCAGGAGGAACAAUGGCGACCGUUACGGAGUUCAUGGUGGACGGUUCUCUUCGACAUGUUUUGCUACGAAAGGAUAGGUACCUUGAUCGUCGCAAGAGGCUAAUAAUUGCCAUGGAUGCAGCAUUUGGAAUGGAGUAUUUACAUGCAAAAAACAUUGUUCAUUUUGACUUGAAAUGUGACAAUUUGCUUGUGAACUUGAAAGAUCCUUUACGGCCAAUAUGCAAGGUUGGCGAUUUCGGCCUGUCAAAAAUCAAGCGGAAUACCCUGGUGACCGGUGGUGUGCGUGGAACUCUACCGUGGAUGGCGCCAGAGCUGCUGAAUGGGAGCAGCAAUAAGGUCUCAGAAAAGGUUGAUGUAUUCUCCUUUGGGAUUGUAUUAUGGGAGAUUCUUACUGGUGAGGAACCAUAUGCUAAUAUGCACUAUGGUGCAAUCAUAGGAGGUAUUGUGAACAACACACUAAGACCUACCAUCCCAAGUUUUUGUGAUCUAGAAUGGAGAACACUAAUGGAGCAGUGUUGGGCACCAAACCCUGCAGUCAGGCCAUCAUUUACAGAAAUAGCGCGCCGCUUGCGUGUGAUGUCUGCAGCUGCUAGUCAGACCAAAGGACAAGGACAUAAAGCAUCUAAAUGA